Pan troglodytes (chimpanzee) is the source of this 862-nucleotide messenger RNA. RefSeq names its product lymphotoxin beta (gene LTB). Gene Ontology annotation, cellular component: membrane. Gene Ontology annotation, biological process: immune response. Gene Ontology annotation, molecular function: tumor necrosis factor receptor binding. The record is from RefSeq and is a predicted model, not a curated record. NCBI's taxonomy places the organism in Eukaryota, Metazoa, Chordata, Mammalia, Primates, Hominidae. The coding region runs from base 1 to 270 and encodes 89 amino acids. The transcript is spliced from 3 exons.
AUGAAAGCCCCCUGCUCUGGCUCUGGUUCAGUCUCAAUGGGGGCACUGGGGCUGGAGGGCAGGGGUGGGAGGCUCCAGGGGAGGGGUUCCCUCCUGCUAGCUGUGGCAGGAGCCACUUCUCUGGUGACCUUGUUGCUGGCGGUGCCUAUCACUGUCCUGGCUGUGCUGGCCUUAGUGCCCCAGGAUCAGGGAGGACUGGGUUUCAGAAGCUGCCAGAGGAGGAGCCAGAAACAGAUCUCAGCCCCGGGCUCCCAGCUGCCCACCUCAUAGGCGCUCCGCUGAAGGGGCAGGGGCUAGGCUGGGAGACGACGAAGGAACAGGCGUUUCUGACGAGCGGGACGCAGUUCUCGGACGCCGAGGGGCUGGCGCUCCCGCAGGACGGCCUCUAUUACCUCUACUGUCUCGUCGGCUACCGGGGCCGGACGCCCCCUGGCGGCGGGGACCCCCAGGGCCGCUCGGUCACGCUGCGCAGCUCUCUGUACCGGGCGGGGGGCGCCUACGGGCCGGGCACUCCCGAGCUGCUGCUCGAGGGCGCCGAGACGGUGACUCCAGUGCUGGACCCGGCCAGGAGACAAGGGUACGGGCCUCUCUGGUACACGAGCGUGGGGUUCGGCGGCCUGGUGCAGCUCCGGAGGGGCGAGAGGGUGUACGUCAACAUCAGUCACCCCGAUAUGGUGGACUUCGCGAGAGGGAAGACCUUCUUUGGGGCCGUGAUGGUGGGGUGAGGGAAUAUGAGUGCGUGGUGCGAGUGCGUGAAUAUUGGGGGCCCGGACGCCCAGGACCCCAUGGCAGUGGGAAAAAUGUAGGAGACUGUUUGGAAAUUGAUUUUGAGCCUGAUGAAAAUAAAGAAUGGAAAGCUUCA